AUGUCUUCUGACGCCGACAAGUCCAAUAUUACCACCACCUACAAAGCUGCCAAAGACUUGGGGUUCCAUAGCUUCAAAGCUUUCCUAGAGUCGUAUGGGCUGAGGAUCUGGGAAUUAGACGACGUGGAAGAGGGCAAGGCGAUCAUGAGAGCCAUGGGCUACAACGUAUCUUGA
Molecule: messenger RNA, 174 nt
Organism: Alternaria arborescens
Lineage: Eukaryota; Fungi; Ascomycota; Dothideomycetes; Pleosporales; Pleosporaceae
Exons: 1
Coding region: 1-174 (57 amino acids)
Source: RefSeq, a predicted model, not a curated record